CAUUGCUUUGAUGAAGUAAAGUAGUGACGAUUUGAAGACGGAAAUUUUUCUUUUCAUAGCAGAUGUAAAUACAUGUACCCAAAGAUCGUACGUUAAAAUGAACGACAAAGAGGAUCAUCAAAUUACACCAAGUAAAUUUGGCUCCAGACAUGUACAAAUGUUACUGCUCUUUUUGGGCAUGGCAAUUGCAUAUACGGUACGGGUCAGUAUGUCUGUAGCUAUUGUCGCCAUGAGAAAUAAAAAUCCCGUCAAUCCAAAUAUCCCGCAAUACGACUGGGAUACACAGAUGAGCAGCUUCAUCUUGAGCUCGUUCUUUUGGGGCUACGUAGUGAUACAAAUACCGAGUGGAUAUGUUGCGAGUACCCACAGCGCUCAGAAGCUGCUCGCCUGCGGUAUAUUCAUCUGCUCCAUCCUGAGCGUACUCACACCCCUGAUGGCCAGCUACGGCUACGUGGCGGUUAUCUGCUGCAGAGUCGCGAUGGGUCUCUGUCAAGGAUGUCUCUUACCUUGCGCGCAGACAUUGCUCUCGCGAUGGGUGCCGCCAAUGGAGAGAGCCCGACUCGGUUCAUUCGUGAUGAAUGGUCCACAGUUUGGUACUGUAAUAACAAUGCCGAUUUCCGGUGCCCUCGCAGCCACGAGUAUUGGCUGGCCCAGUAUUUUUUACAUUUUUGGUACAAUUGGAAUUGUUUGGAGUAUAAUAUUUUAUUGGUUGGGCGCCGACUAUCCAUCGCAAUAUCCAAGAAUUAGUCCCAAUGAAACACGUUAUAUUAAUGACAGCCUUGGUAAUCUGGAUAAAUCUGGUGAUAUUAAAAAACUUAAAGUACCAUGGAAGUCAAUAUUUACGUCAGUGCCAAUGUGGGCUUUAACUAUUGUUCAUUGUGGUCAUAAUUGGGGUUUUUACACCUUCCUUACUGAAAUGCCAUCCUACAUGAAGUCUGUUCUAAAUUUUGAUAUUUCACAGAGUGGAGGAGUAUCGGCUCUACCUUACCUUGCUAUGUGGCUAUUAGGCUUUCCAAUAAGCUUUUUGGCAGAUUUAGCUCUAAAAAAAGGAGUGCCAAUCGUAAUCGUACGCAAAUUAUGCAAUAGUAUUGGUCUUUGGAUUCCAGCAAUUGCCAUGUUUAUACUUUGUAUUAUUAAAACAACCAAUAGCAUAUUUUUUGUUGCUAUUCUCGUAGUAGGAAUUGGUUUUAAUUGCGGCACUACCUGUGGCUUUCAAAUCAAUCUUAUCGAUUUAAGUCCUAACUUUGCUGGUUCAAUGAUGUCAAUCACAAACUGCAUAGCCAACGUUCUUGGUAUCGUUUCACCAUUAAUAUGUGGUAUAAUCGUCACCGAUGAGACUAAUGUGAACCAAUGGAAUAUCGUCUUUUCUAUAACAUCAGUAAUUUAUUUCGUGUCCAAUUUGAUCUUUUUAAUCUUUGGUCAAGCUAAUAUUCAGCCAUGGAACGACGUAGAGGAUCACCUUAAAACACAACAUCGACGAGUUUCUACGAUUUCUAUAGCCGGCGAACCCACCAGCUUAUCAAUUCCUGAGCAAAUCAUAGAGGAAGAGAGCAAAACACCUUGCUGAAUAAAAUCGAAUUCUUAGUUAUUUUAAUUCUUAAUUUUAUAUCAUCAAGUUGUACAAUUUUAAAUUAAUCAACUACAGCUGUAUAAUUAUCUAAGGAUAAUUGAAUCUUUUGGAUUAGAGUUGUUUUAAAAGUAUUUCUUAACAUAGAAAUCUUUUAAGCAGGUGAUAUGUAACAGUUGUAAAAAAAAAAUAAUAUGAAAAUUUUAAUAGAAAUUACCGACGAAUUUUCAAGGACAAUAC
Molecule: messenger RNA, 1807 nt
Organism: Ceratosolen solmsi marchali
Lineage: Eukaryota; Metazoa; Arthropoda; Insecta; Hymenoptera; Agaonidae
Product: putative inorganic phosphate cotransporter
Exons: 7
Coding region: 98-1567 (489 amino acids)
Biological process (GO): transmembrane transport; monoatomic anion transport
Cellular component (GO): membrane
Molecular function (GO): transmembrane transporter activity
Source: RefSeq, a predicted model, not a curated record